AUGUUAAUCUAUUCUUUUAUUAUUCUUGUCUUAUGGGAUUCUAUUUAUUCACUGAAUAAUGGACUUGGUAGAACACCACAGAUGGGAUGGAAUGGUUAUAAUCAUUUUGGAUGUUAUAUGAACGAAACAAUACUUCGUGCAACAGCUGAUGCACUUGUUGCUACUGGUUUAGCUAAAGCUGGUUAUACUUAUGUUAAUAUUGAUGAUUGUUGGGCAUUAUCUCGUGAUCCAACAACAAAUUUUAUUAUUUCUGAUCCAGUAAUGUUUCCAUCUGGCAUGGCAUCAUUAGCUGAUUAUGUUCAUUCUCGUGGUCUUUUAUUUGGCCUCUAUUCGGAUGCAGGAUAUAAUACUUGUGCUGGUCGUCCAGGCUCAUUUGGCUACGAAGAAAUCGAUGCACAUGUAUAUGCACAAUGGAAAGUUGAUUAUCUAAAAUAUGAUAAUUGUCAUUCAUUUUCAACACAUAAGACAAUCCGAGAACGUUAUGAACGUAUGCGAGAUGCAUUAAAUCAUACAGGUCGCCCAAUAUUUUACUCAGCAUGUGAAUGGGGUCAAAUGUUACCAGCAAUUUGGUUUAGUACAAUUGCAAAUUCCUGGAGAACAACGGGAGAUAUUAGUGAUAAUUGGUAUUCAAUGUUAUUCAAUAUUGAUGUCAAUGAUUUAUUUGCUGAUUCUGCAGCACCAUAUGGUUUUAACGAUCCUGAUAUGUUAGAAGUAGGAAAUGGAGGCAUGACAUUAAAUGAAUAUCGUACUCAUCUGAGUUUGUGGUCAAUAGCUAAGGCACCAUUAAUUAUUGGUUGUGAUGUGCGAACUAUAUCAAGUGAAACAUUAGAAAUUUUAACAAACUCAGAAAUUAUUGCUGUUAAUCAAGAUUCUCUGGGUAUACAAGGAAAAAAAAUACGUAUUGAUCUUGUUCAUGAUACUGAAGUUUGGGCUGGGCCAUUAGAUGAUGGAUCAAAAGCUGUUGUUGCACUAAAUCGAGCAAAUAGUACAGCUGAAAUAAUUUUAGUUUUAUUUACUGAUUUAGGUUGGCCACCGACAAGUCGGGUGCAUGUGCGCGAUCUUUGGUUACACAAAGAUAUUGGACAGUUUCAAGGAAAUUAUACAGCUUAUAAUAUUGAGUCACAUAGUGUUCAAAUGCUUAAAAUGACUCUUAUUACAUUAUAG
This is a messenger RNA of Rotaria sp. Silwood2, 1164 nucleotides long. NCBI's taxonomy places the organism in Eukaryota, Metazoa, Rotifera, Eurotatoria, Philodinida, Philodinidae. The record is from the annotation of a GenBank genome assembly.